This is a messenger RNA of Panicum virgatum (switchgrass), 1734 nucleotides long. RefSeq names its product myb-related protein Zm1-like. NCBI's taxonomy places the organism in Eukaryota, Viridiplantae, Streptophyta, Magnoliopsida, Poales, Poaceae. The record is from RefSeq and is a predicted model, not a curated record. Gene Ontology annotation, biological process: regulation of stomatal movement. Bases 433 to 1404 code for a protein of 323 amino acids. The transcript has 3 exons.
AAGCGAGAGGCCGCGCUGUAUGUGCAGCCGUGCAACGCAGCAAAGUGUGGGCGCGCCGCGCGCCAUCGCUCCACUUGUAAAGGCGGCAGCGGAGGGAGGACGCCGCACUGUGCCGGCACCUACCUGAGAGCGACCUCCAUCUUCCCCGCCCUCGCUCGCUCGCUCCAACUCCAAGCAGCUCAGGCCUCUGGCCUCCUCGCACUGCUUGCUGGCUGGCAUCUUUUAUAUCCCCGGCCUCACCUGCAGUCCUGCUGGUCUCUCCUUCUUUCCCACCCUGCCUGCGCCCUGCCACCAUCGUAUCUCGGCUUCUACCACACAACGAUAGCUAGAUCGAUCAUCGUCGAGGACGACGACGUUGAUCGGUGGCGGCGGCGCAGCGCGGCCGCGACCGACGACAUCGACGGGGUUAAGCAGCUAGCUAGCGCGGCCGGCAUGGCGAAGCAGUCGUGCUGCCACAAGAAGAAGCUGAGGAGAGGGCUCUGGUCGCCCGAGGAGGACGAGAAGCUCAUGAACCACAUUGCCAAGUACGGCCACGGCUGCUGGAGCUCCGUCCCGAAGCUCGCAGGCCUUGAGAGGUGUGGCAAGAGCUGCCGGCUGAGGUGGAUAAACUACCUGAGGCCCGACCUCAAGCGAGGCACAUUCUCGCAGGAGGAGGAGGACCUCAUCAUACACCUCCACUCCUUGCUGGGAAACAAGUGGUCUCAGAUUGCGGCGCAGCUGCCCGGCCGGACGGACAACGAGGUCAAGAACUUCUGGAACUCGUACAUCAAGAAGAGGCUCAGGGAGCGCGGCAUCGACCCGGCCACCCACCAGCCGCUCGCCGAGCCCGCCGCCACCGCCGCCGCCUGCCGCGCGGUGUUCGGGGACGUGGUCGACCUCAUCCCGGCGACGGCGCCACUCCAGGCGCCGCUCGCGGACCCAAUGCCGCUGGACGGCGUCAAGCUCCCGCUGGACUGGCCCGUCGCCGGCGCCCCCGCGCCGCCGCCAUCAAGGUCGUCGUGCUACCUGCAGGGGGGCUGCUUCGACAUGGACGCGCUGCAGCAGCAGCAGCACUGCGGCGGCGGCGGCGGCGCCUUUCCGGCGCCGGUCGUCCCGUCGGCGUCCAGCUCCAGCACGCUCACCUCGAUGGCAGAGGCCGAGCACUGCAACAACGCCGACGUCGCCGGCGCCGGCCUCCCGUGGCUGGAGCUCGGGCCGAACGCCGUGCCCGACGCCGCCGGCCACGUCGACAGCUACGCCGGCGCGCUGGACGAGCUCCGGUGGUCGGAGUACUUCGACGGCGCCUUCCAGGCCGCCGCGAGCCAGCAAGGCGCCCUGCAGGCCGCGGGGCAGUGCGUCUACAGCGGCAAGGACGACGACGUCGCGGUGCACUUCGACGUCCAUGGGCUUAGCAACUGGUGCUAAUCCAUCGCUCAAGAACCCGCCACCAAAGAAGAAACAGUUCGUCACUGCGAAUUAUUACUGAGAUGCAAAUUACUACGAGCAUUUCACCUGGUGUUACUUAUCCCCCCCCCCCCCCCCCCCCCCCACCUUCUUCUUGAUUGUCUUGUGGCUGUUGAUAUGAUCAGAGAAUUCGUUUCUUGUGAUGAUUACGUAAAGAUUGAAGUGUUACCACACAUGUAAAGUACUACAUAUAUACUAUACGAUGGUAAUUAGUAAAUACUGCAGAGAGAGGGAGAAAGAGAUGAAUGGGCAGAAGGUUAAAUAAAAUGAGAAUUAUUAUUAUGUGGAUUA